AUGCCGGCAAGAGAACAAGUAGCAAGUCCAAUGCCAAGAGUAGUGGCAAUUCAGGGAGACUACAUAGCGCAUGGAGCAACGGCUAUAAAUGUGAUGGAAAGAAAGUGAGGCAGUAAAUGUGAGAGGUAGAGAUGAGAGAUGGGGGUACAGUACAGUGCCAGGCAACGUGACAAGGAGUGAGCAGAAACAGCGCAGAGUGCAGUGCCAAUGAGGGUACAAUACAGAACAUUAUAGCGCCGAGUGCAUUGAAUGCCACAGUGAAAGCACAAAGCUUGGCCAGUGACAGGCCGGGUCAACAGCCCAACGCCAAGUGCAUCAGCAGCAGCAGCAGCAGCAGUGUGAGUGACAGGCAGAGAGCACAGCGCUAAGUGCAGCAGCGCCAGAGAGAGUGACAGGUCGGGCCCUGCCCACGGUGGCGGCUGCAGAUCCCGGGGAUACGGUGUCCUGGAUCCACCCCUGGCUGCUGAGAUCACUGGAGACAUUGAAAGCAGCGGAUCAAGUGCACUGUCCUCUAAUCGAUUGCCGAGCGCCUGGAGCGGCCAGUCUGUGCGUGCUGCCAGUGUGUGCCUAGGAGAGGCUGCUUGCCUGCGCGAUCCGUUUCUCUGGGUUUGACCAGCUGUCCCGGGCUAACCCCUGCCUGGCUCCGGCUGAAUAUGGAGGAAGUAGAAGCCGGAUUAGCCUUGGCGACUGCAACGCCGCUGCUACUGCUUUAGUUUCCCCGAGGCGCGGCGGCGGCACACAAAGGGAUGGGAGGCUAUUGGCACCGCUAAGUUUCUGCCUAGAAACCAUACGAUAUGCAUUUCAUGGAAAUGAGCCAAAACCAGACUUGUGAAAGAGAACGCCAGUUUUCACAAAAUCUUAUCCAGACAGACACCCCUGGAGCUCUGCAUCUUAAAAAAUUAAAGAGAUGGAACUCUGCAGGAGACCCAGAAAAAAGUACAGAGCAGACCGAGCAACAUAAAAAUUUCUGCACAUCGACUAUGGAAACAGAGCGAUCCGAUGGAUAUGUAACGAGUGAUAAUGAGAUUGUCCCUGAGACAGAACAUUCCAACAUGGCCAUAGACCUGACCUCAUGCACACCCAAUGGACAGCACUCGUCACCAUCGCACAUGGCAAGCACAAACUCAGUGAAGAUGGAGAUGCAAAGUGAUGAUGAAGGAGAGAGGAAGCCUCUUCGUCGAGACACACCACUGCAGUUACAAGAUGAUGAGAGUGGUCUAGAAGAGCCCUUGAUUGAUGCUAAUGGGAUCUCAGACAGCCACAGCAGUCAGGACAUGCCCCUUGAUGGUGGCAUCCGGCUGCCGAAUGGUAAACUGAAAUGUGACGUCUGUGGCAUGGUUUGCAUUGGCCCCAAUGUGCUAAUGGUCCAUAAAAGGAGUCAUACGGGUGAGCGGCCAUUCCACUGUAACCAGUGUGGAGCAUCGUUCACUCAAAAGGGCAACCUUCUUCGCCACAUUAAGUUACACUCUGGGGAGAAACCUUUUAAAUGUCCAUUCUGCAGCUAUGCAUGUCGGAGGAGAGACGCACUUACUGGCCACCUCAGAACACACUCCGUUGGCAAACCUCACAAGUGCAACUACUGUGGUCGAAGCUACAAGCAGAGGAGCUCUUUGGAGGAACACAAGGAGAGGUGUCACAACUACUUGCAAAAUGUUGGGAUGGAGGCUGGCCAAGGUAUUGUGCACCAUGCAUCUCCUAUGGACGAGUGUAAGAAUCCAGAGACCAUGAUGGAAAACAACAUGUCUCUAAUGCCAUUUGAGAGACCGGCUGUUAUAGAGAGACUUGCCAGCAACAUGGGGAAGCGUAAGAGCUCCACCCCACAGAAGUUUUUGGGUGAGAAGCUCAUGAGAUAUGGAUAUCCUGACUUGCACUUUGAUAUGGCCUAUGAGAAAGAGGCAGAAAUAAUCCAGUCACAAAUGAUGGAUCAGGCGAUUAACAAUGCUAUAACAUACCUGGGAGCAGAUGCACUGCGGCCUCUCAUACACCACUCAGCAGCUGCCAUGCCUGAGGUUCCACCAAUUGUCAGUUCACUUUACUCUCAGGUCUAUCAUCCAGCCAGAGUGGAGAGACCCACCAGCAGGGAGACAUCAGACAGCAACGAUAACAACAUGGAUGGCCCAAUCUCCCUUAUCAGACCAAAGAACCACCCUCAGGAGAGGGAGGCAUCACCCAGCAACAGCUGCCUUGAUACUACUGACUCAGAAAGCAGCCAUGAGGACCGGCAAUCCUACCAGGGCAAUCAUGCCUUAAAUUCAAAGAGAAAGCAAAGUUCGGUGUAUCCCAAGGAACAUGGCAAACCAUUGGAUGCCACAAAGUCCAGCUUGGGUUCCUCCAAGGAUGUCUACAGAGUUUUUAAUAGUGAAGGAGAGCAGAUUAGGGCAUUUAAAUGUGAGCACUGUCGGGUUCUGUUUCUUGACCAUGUUAUGUAUACGAUCCAUAUGGGCUGCCAUGGUUACAGGGACCCACUUGAGUGCAACAUUUGUGGCCACCGGAGCCAGGACCGCUACGAGUUCUCUUCGCACAUUGUUCGGGGUGAGCACCCAUUUCAAUAGCUCAUUAUUGGACUGGGCUGUUAUGAAGAACUGCACAUGAAGAAUUACUGCACUUACCCUUUUUCCUGACAGUCAUUAGGUAUAUUAUAAAGGAUUCACCUUUGGUUGAAUUCGUUUUUUUACAUACUAUUUCGGACCUUUACAGAAAAAAAGCUCUUUUAAGAUUUCCAAACCCUAACAAAAUACAGUACAUUCAAUCUCACUAUGGAAACAGAAAAAAGAGCAUGGAAUGUUACCCAUGGUCCAUAGUACUUUCAGUCUCUGACCACAAAAGGUUUGAGAGAUAGGCAGUUCAUUCCAAGUGUACUGUUGUAGUGUCUGAAAUAGUAUCCCAAACCCAUCUUCCACGACCAUUCAGUUACACAGCAUUACACAGGGGGGUAGGGAGUAGGUAAAUUGUCUUUGUUUCUAAUUUUAUAUUCACUCAAGUUGGCUUAAUAAUAAUGACUAUUUGAGGCUAAUGUGACCAAUCACAGACUGGUUCUUUCCCAACAUAUUUUAUUAUUUUGGGUGUUUUAUAAAAUGUUCAAAUAUUAGUAGCACUUUAAAAAAGGAACCAAUGGAUAUGUGAGUUCUAAACAGUAAACAAUAGAUUACUGUUUACAAGUUGAGGUUUAACGUUCAGUUAGGUGCUUCCUAGCAUUUUUUACUUUGUGUAUAGUUUUUUUUACAUAAAAUAUAUGUUUUAUCUUGUCUUGUUUAUAGCAGUGCUUCCAGUAGUUGGUAAGUUUUGUUAAUGUAAUCCUAAAACUGGACAUUGCCCAUCGAGACAAAUUGUAAAUAGUGUCAGAGGAAAGCAACAUUUGGCAAGAAGUAGGCUAUUUGCUGCUACAAGUUGUAGUGAUCCAUCCCAUUCCUGGAAUAUUUGUUUAAAUUUGAUUACCCCAGCUAUAGGAGUUCUGUAAUAAUGCAUUAAUACUUUGUUAAGCUUAAAUACUCUAUGGCUACAUGGUAUAACUUAAAUACAUUGUUUAUUAUAAUAUUACAGACAUUUUAUACAGCCACCCCAAGUUGCUCACAACUAGAUUUAACUGGAUGCAUGUAUGUAAAUGGCACUAUAUUUCCUUUUGAAAUGCUGUAUUAAGUAAACAGCAAUAACAUGAUAAAAUGAAGCCAACAGUAAUAAAAAUGAGUGUCUAUGAUCUAGCCACAUACCAAAGGUUACACUCCUUUUCACCUGUAACUGGGAGAAACUAACUACAGUGGGUGUCUGUUCUUCUUAGAGUGUUCCAUGGAAAGUCAUUAGAAUGCAGCUCAUUUGUGCCUUACUAUGGCACCAUAUAUUUGCACUUAAGUUACAAAAACAACUGUAUUGCCUCCCAUAUUUUUAUAUUGUAAACUAAACAAAUGUGUAGAAUCUGCUCAUUUACUUUCCGAGCAGAUCAUCCCUCAAAUUUUUCCUUGUCUAAUAAUGAGUUUCUAAUGAGAGUAUUUUUGUUUGGUAUAAACCAGUGGUGCCACAUUCCAGCAAAAUAAGCAAAGCUCCACCCACUUGUGAUCAUACUAGGAUAGUGACAAAAACUUGCUAGUUGGUGCCCAUUGAGAACUGGAACUGAGGAUCCAUCAACCAAUGAUAUUUGAGAUUAUGCUUUUUAAUGCACAUUUUAAAGUAUUUGGCUGCUUUUACUGUAUAUUCUGGCAAGCGAACAAGCAAUCUUACUUUCCCAAACAUCCAUCUAGGCAAUAGAGUAGUAACAUUAUAGGUUUCACUCCCCAGAGUUUGACAAACUUUAUUUCUAUAUACAACACAGCUCCAUUUAAGAUGAUAAUUUAAAAAGUUUUUAUUAGCAAAUGGCUUUAAAUCUGCAACAAACAUGACGUUUCGGCCUCACCUGCAGCCCUUUUUCAAAAUUUUGAAAGGUGAGCCCAAAACUUCACGCUUGUUGCAGAUCUAAAAGCCAUAUGCUAAUAAAGGCUUUUUAAAUUAUCAUCUUGAAUGGAGCUGUGUCAUAUAUGGGAAUACUUGUGAAACCGGCUGGACUGUGGGCCACUGGACACGUGCACCGCCUAAAUAAUUAAGAGGUGGAUAAGUGGGUGAGUGCUGACUACAAAAAGUUUAUUUAAACUUUAUUCCUAAACAUCAUCAGCCAGUCAACAGCUUAAAUAUACAUAUAGUAGUACACUAUAUAAGUACGCAAUAUUAUAAGACAUUUAGAAAGUGGAGAAAUGGGUCUUGUCUUUGUGUUUUCCAUUCCCCAAAAUCGUAUUACCCGCUGUCUGUUGCUAUUAGCUAAGGGCAAUGGAUUCUAUUUGUGGAGAUAAGUGCUUCUGUUACUGUCAGCUUUGCUGUAGACCAGCUGAUAACAUCAUCACACAAUAUUCUCAUAUCUUGAACACAAAGUGUAAUGGUUAUGAGAAUAUUGUCCUGUGAAUUGCCAUUCUGAAACAUUGUAAGCUUGCUUCCUAAUAAGAGAUAAAUAAAUCUGUGAUGUGCUCCCAUACCUCAUACAUUCUUUUUUUGUCAGUCUUAUUAUUCAGCCAACAUAAUAGAACAUAUAUCGGUAGUCUACUGAACAUCUGAAAGUCAUCAUGCUGCUAGAGCAUUGACAGGGCUAUGGUAGGGCCCAACACUGGAAUUCUGUGCAUUUCUACUUAAAAUACCUUCUAGAACAUUUGAUAGCAAGACAACUGUUAUUCAGUCUGUUUUACAAAUCACUCAAUGGUGGUUGUUUUUAUUUUAUAUAAAUAAUUUAACUCA
This is a messenger RNA of Xenopus laevis (African clawed frog), 5250 nucleotides long. It is a transcript of the gene ikzf2.L, whose product is annotated as IKAROS family zinc finger 2 L homeolog. Lineage: Eukaryota; Metazoa; Chordata; Amphibia; Anura; Pipidae. Gene Ontology annotation, cellular component: nucleus. The record is from RefSeq and is a predicted model, not a curated record. The transcript has 9 exons. Gene Ontology annotation, biological process: regulation of DNA-templated transcription. Bases 795 to 2552 code for a protein of 585 amino acids.